Molecule: messenger RNA, 1921 nt
Organism: Cydia splendana
Lineage: Eukaryota; Metazoa; Arthropoda; Insecta; Lepidoptera; Tortricidae
Product: CKLF-like MARVEL transmembrane domain-containing protein 4
Exons: 5
Coding region: 204-764 (186 amino acids)
Cellular component (GO): membrane
Source: RefSeq, a predicted model, not a curated record
GCGUGGGAGGUCACCGGCGCGGCGGGGGGCAGGAGGCAGGAACGUCAAGUCGAAUUUCACAAUUUGUACUUGUUUCGUCACAAAUAUUAAUUUACACCCAAAUUUGUGAAGCGUUUAGAGUAUUAGUGGAAUAGUGAGUUUAUAUAACUACCAAGAAACGUUUAGGUGAACGAUUUCAGCCGUCCAAACUCAAGUAAUCCAAGAUGGCGGAGGUGGGGUUCCCCGGGCAGCACACGACGACCACGACGGUCACGUCCAGCACCACGGUGCAGACCAACAUCAGGUUCGACCCGGCCUACGUGCAGACGGCGCCGGGCGUACUCAAAGUGAUUCAAGUUAUGUGUAGCCUGCUGGGUUUCAUCAGCGUGCAAGCCGCUAGCUACCAGUACAGGGGAUACGGAUCAUUUUACUCCUGGAUCUCUAUGAUCGCCUUCUGGUUCACCGGUAUCCUACUCGGCCUGUACCUGUUCCACCUUGUGGAGAAAUUCUACAAGAUCCCGUGGCUGAAGAUGGAGCUCGGGUUCUGCGGGCUGUGGGCCUUGUUCUACCUGCUGGCGUCCAGUCUGGUCGUCUCCGUGUACAAUAACGCGGGCUACUCCGCUGCUGCGUUCUUCGGCUUCGCAGCGAUGUUCGCGUAUGCCAUCGACGCGUUCCUCAAGAUCCGCGCCGUGCAGGCCGGAGGCCUCGCACAGGGCACUAGAGUCGUGUCCAAGCAGACCACCUCCGCUGUCACCGUCACCACGCCGCCCAGGGAAGGGUAUUAAACUAGUCCACUGCAUAUGUUAAGCUAUGUUCUAGUAGUAUUAUUUGCUAGGGAGCAUAUUUAAUUGGCACUACGUAUCAGCGGGUACCUAUCCGCCGAUAACUAUACUUUGACAAUUAGAUUAGAUCAGCGAUCUCCAAACUACGACUCGAAAGUGCAUGUGUCAUGCUUCCGGCCAAAGAAAAGAGUGUAGGCCUGGCUGUGGCCCCCGGGUCAAACAGAUUGGAAUAGAUCAUCAGAUUUCGGCCUCGUAUAAGGCCGUGACGUAUGUUCUUUACACUGCUCGUCACAUUUACAUUUGCCACUAAAAGCAACUAGCAAAUGUAUGAACACUAAACUCGCAUGGUCUUGAUAUUUGACCGUAUCAAAUUUCUAUUAGACACAUUUCUUCACGCACUGUCUAGUCUAUAAAAAAAAUUAAAUCCUCUUUUUAAUUUUGACGUUAAAUAGGAUGUAGUGGAACCUAAUCAUACGGAAAAUGUAGGAUAAUUAGGGAAGAAAAUUUCAGCCUAUUUGAACUACUUACUGCUUUUAAAGUCAAUUAUGCUGUAUUGGUUAAAGUUCGUCACUUUAGUAUCUAAGCUUUGCCCUGAACAAAGUAACUAUGAGCUGCAAUGAACAUAUUCUAAAAUGUUAUACUUAUAUUAGUUAGCUAAUUUAUAUAAUUAUAAGGAUAACAAGAAACCGACUGCAGUAUCUUUAAAGUAUAUGAAAAAUAUUGUAUUUGCUUUUAAUUUCCUCCGUAUCUAAUAAAAAGACAAAUAGCAAAAGAACAUUUUGUACUGCAGUCGGAUUUAAAACACGAAUUAUGUACUAACAAACAUAACGUAUAGGUUAUUUAAUUUUUAUCACUAAGAACAAAAAUGUACUUAAGUAGGUAAGUACUGUAUUUUUGUUAAUAUUUUGUGUAUUAUUUAAGUGAAAUUAAAAUAAUAACCAAAGAGUAAUGAAAAUCGAUAUUAUUCUUAAAAUUCCGAAUGUAAUAUCACAUUAUUUUUGUAUACGAUAUUUCUUAUACAUAAAUCGCUCAACAAUUUUGGAUUGUAUAUUUGUAAUUUUUAUUAUAUUUCCUAUUGAAUUUUUCGUACAUGCAUUAAAUAAGAAAUAUUUUUAUGUAUAAUUUACUCUUAAAAAUCUAUCAAUUUAUGGGUCAAUUAA